UCAGGGAAGCCCUCACACUCUCACACACACACUCUCUCACUCACACACACACACAUACACACACAGUAGGUCCGGUGUCUCCGGUGAGCACCGCCGCUCCGCUCCCUGCUGGCUCCACACCCCGAGUCUCUUCCGCCUGAGAAGCAGCAGCAGCAGCAGCAGCAACACGUCCGGACCGGGCAUCGAACCAGGCUGUAGCGUUGAUCGAGCACCAGCGGGGGGGCCAUGGCCGAUGGAAGUUUCAACGAGUCGUCCACCGGGGAAGUAGCGAAUCGCUUCGCCCGCAAAGGAGCGCUGAGGCAGAAGAACGUCCACGAGGUGAAGGACCACAAAUUCAUCGCUCGCUUCUUCAAGCAGCCCACUUUCUGCAGCCACUGCACCGACUUCAUCUGGGGAUUCGGAAAACAAGGAUUCCAGUGUCAAGUUUGCUGUUUCGUGGUCCACAAGAGGUGCCAUGAAUUGGUCACGUUCUGCUGCCCGGGGGCAGAUAAAGGGCCCGACACAGACGAUCCCAGAACGAAACACAAGUUUAAGAUCCACACCUAUGGGAGCCCCACCUUCUGUGACCACUGUGGCUCCCUGCUCUAUGGCCUCAUCCACCAGGGCAUGAAAUGUGACACCUGUGACAUGAACGUUCAUAACACGUGUGUUAUGAACGUGCCCAGCAUGUGUGGAACGGACCACACCGAGAGGAGGGGCCGUCUUUUCCUCAAGUGCGAGGUCACCGUGGAUAAGCUGCAGGUCACAGUGGGUGAAGGCAAAAACAUGAUCCCCAUGGACCCCAACGGCCUGUCUGACCCGUAUGUCAAGCUGAAGCUCAUACCAGACCCCAAAAAUGAGACCAAGCAGAAGACCAAAACCAUCCGCUCCAACCUCAACCCCAAAUGGAACGAGUCCUUUAAGUUCAAGCUGAAACCCACAGAUAAGGACCGCAGGCUGUCGGUGGAGGUGUGGGACUGGGACCGGACCACCAGGAAUGACUUCAUGGGUGCCCUUUCUUUCGGAGUGUCCGAGCUCAUGAAGGCUCCAGUCUGUGGAUGGUAUAAGUUGUUGUGCCAGGAGGAGGGGGAAUACUACAACGUUCCCAUCUCAGAGGAGGAUGAUGGUAAUGAGGAACUGAGGCUGAAAUUUGAGAAGGCCAAACUAGGCCCAGGUAAGAAGCUGAUUGACGAGACGGACGACACCAACCCCGACCGCAUGCCGUUCAACAGCCUGGACCACGUCAAACUCGACGACUUCUCCUUCCUGGCUGUGCUGGGGAAGGGUAGCUUCGGCAAGGUCAUGCUGGCAGAGAUGAGGGGCAAUGAAGAGCUGUACGCCAUCAAGAUCCUGAAGAAGGACGUGGUGAUCCAGGACGACGACGUGGAAUGUACCAUGGUGGAGAAGAGAGUUCUGGCCCAACAGGACAAACCGCCCUUCCUCACACAGCUGCACUCGUGCUUCCAGACUGUGGACCGUCUCUACUUUGUCAUGGAGUAUGUGAAUGGGGGAGACCUCAUGUACCACAUCCAACAAGUGGGGAAGUUCAAGGAACCUCAGGCAGUGUUCUACGCAGCAGAGAUCGCUGCUGGUCUCUUCUUCCUGCACAAUAAAGGAAUUAUCUACAGGGAUCUGAAGUUGGACAAUGUGAUGCUGGACUGUGAGGGACACAUUAAGAUCGCAGACUUUGGCAUGUGCAAAGAGAAGAUUACAGAGGGAGUGACUACGCGCACCUUCUGCGGCACUCCAGACUACAUAGCCCCAGAGAUCAUCGCAUAUCAGCCAUAUGGGCGCUCUGUAGACUGGUGGGCGUACGGAGUGCUGCUCUACGAAAUGCUGGCAGGACAGCCUCCAUUUGAUGGCGAGGAUGAGGAUGAGUUAUUCCAGUCUAUAAUGGAGCACAACGUGUCAUACGCCAAGUCCCUGUCCAAAGAAGCUGUCUCCAUCUGCAAAGGGCUGAUGACCAAGCACCCGUCCAAGCGCUUGGGCUGCAGCGCUGAGGGAGAGCGGGACAUCAGAGAACAUGCCUUCUUCAGACGCAUCGACUGGGAACGCCUCCAGAACCGAGAGAUACAGCCGCCCUUCAAGCCCAAAGUGUGCGGAAAAGGAGCAGAGAACUUCGACAAGUUCUUCACACGCACUCAGACCCAGCUCACACCAUCGGAUGAGCUGGUCAUCGCCAACAUCGACCAGGCCGAGUUUUCAGGGUUCUCGUUCAUCAACCCGCAGUUUGUAAAUCCGAUGCUCAACAGUGUCGAUUGAGGAAGACGAGGGAAACACCCCGGAAGGAUCUCCCUACCCACUGCCAACCACUUAAACCAACCGCCAAUCCAACAUCUGACCACAACUUGAUCAAGGCCCAUUUUGUGUAUUUGUUCUGUUCAUAAACAGGAACUUAAGACAUGCAAAUUUGAUCUGUACAAAUAUCUUUGCCAGUAUAGUUUAUGUAGAUUAGAUGGUUUCUGGCCACUAUAAGAAAUGGUUUCCUUUAGCUUCACGACUGAUAUGUACUGUAGACCAGGUUCCCCUUCCUUAACCCUGCAGGUUACGUUGAAGGUUUCCCACAACUGGAGCCACUGAGACAGAGGAAUGUCCAGCUUUAUUUGUCUAUGCCAGUAUAUGAUUAAUUUAAGAUGUGGAUAAUUCUGUGCACAAAUUCAUCCUUACAAAUCUCAAUAGAUUAUCAUUAUAAUCUGCAUUUCUAGUUAAGAGUUUGAUUCUAUGUGGAUAAUUAUCACAAUAUAGAUCUGACUGUAUGUAACGAGUGGAAAAAGUCCCAUAUAACGCAGUGUAGUAGACGCUAUAGCCAAAUAUGAAGGAAAGCUGGUGCAGGAGUUGAAACAGCCCCUUGUGAUUCAAUGGUUUCCUGAUUCAAUGUUUACAUUUUUCUUCCCCUUUGAUACAUGGUGAUGGUGUAAACAUUUUUACUUUUAGCACAAGUUGAUUCCCGCCAGUCUCAUUUUUUAAGUGUGAGUAGCAAAUCCUCUAAAGAAGGAAGAGUUAUAUUUAAAUGAUACAAAGCCUGUAAUAGAAAACACGUGAGACACAUUGAGUCGUUUUCAGUUUAUCAAAAAAAUCAUUGAGAAUAAUGAUUAAUUUAUCUCUUUCCUAGCCCUUGCUGAGCUGCAGAGUUUACACUUACAUUAUCAAUAGUUUUAUGGACGCUAUGUGGACACACAUGAAUCCCUUCAGUCUGUGGGCAGUGGCGGUUUGUACUAUACAAAAUCAAAGCUAAAAAGUUUACAGUUUGUCAUGUUUGACACUAGCGAGUGUUGCCCCUGUCCCUCUCCUGCCCACGACUACAGAAUCCUACGUAUGAUCAUAAAUGUGUGAUGAAAACACUCCCGCACACUGUGUGACUUGCAGUGCUAUAAUUAUUUGUGAUAUAUAAAUAUUAUUCUCUUAUUCUUUAUUAGAAACCAUAUGCCUCGUGAAGAUCUAACACCAAAAUAUCACAAGUAUGUGCAAGUAAGAUAGUGUGCGGGAGUUUUUGCAACAACGUUUUGUUCACUUUACUUUUUCAACUGCAAUAGAUGUGCAAAUAAUUUUUCUGUUUUAAAUCGUAAAUGUCUUAACAGAAUCAGUACAAGACAUUUUGAUGAACAGUUAUUAUAAUUUUGUUUUAGAAUAUUACAUCAACUAAUAUUAAUGUGUAUUAACCAUGCAACAUUUUCUUGCAUACAGUAUCAUGUCUUCAAGUGUAGAUGAAACACAUGAGUCAGGUUUCUUAGACACGGAAGUUGCAAAUCAAAAACUACUUUUGUCGUUUUGUUGUCCUUAGAAAAAACGUUUCCCUCAUUUUGUCAACAUAAUCAUCAUAAUGAUUAGUUUUUAAUCUCCUCACACAUAUUUUUCCAUUAGAUCAGAUGACAUUUUUUUAUGUCUAAUAUCAGUGUAACUCCUUUGUAAAUAAUCAUGAGUUAUUUAAAAAAAAAAGAGUAUAAGAAGCUACAGUUUUUAUUCCAACACCUGAAUGUGCUUUUAUUACAUUAAUUAGACAAACCAAUAUUUGUAUGUGUACCAAAAGAUAAUAAUAACUAAAGGACUGCGAAGGUGAAACAGUACAGAUCCACCUUUGAACAACUGGAUGUCUUAAAUAAAAUCCAGAUUUAGCAAGUUGUAAUCUGUUCUACUGGUAUUACCAGUUUUAUCCGAUUUUUCUCUUUUUCCUUUUGAUUUAAUUAAAUUGGAUGAUUUUUA
This is a messenger RNA of Limanda limanda (common dab), 4179 nucleotides long. Its product is annotated as protein kinase C alpha type-like. NCBI's taxonomy places the organism in Eukaryota, Metazoa, Chordata, Actinopteri, Pleuronectiformes, Pleuronectidae. Gene Ontology annotation, molecular function: diacylglycerol-dependent serine/threonine kinase activity; zinc ion binding; ATP binding. Bases 226 to 2241 code for a protein of 671 amino acids. Gene Ontology annotation, biological process: protein phosphorylation. The transcript is spliced from 17 exons. The record is from RefSeq and is a predicted model, not a curated record.